Menidia menidia (Atlantic silverside) is the source of this 1071-nucleotide messenger RNA. NCBI's taxonomy places the organism in Eukaryota, Metazoa, Chordata, Actinopteri, Atheriniformes, Atherinopsidae. The record is from the annotation of a GenBank genome assembly.
UUGGAGUCUGACAGAGGGGCUUCGGGACUUGGGGGGCUGGGGAGGCUGGGGGGGGACCCCGGAGAGGAGGGGGACCCCGAAGGAGCAGAGAGAAACGGGGAUUCAGAGGAUGUUUCGCCGUCCCACGGCCGGGAAAAGCCGGACGUUCGGACAACCGGCCCCCGGCCCCCCGGGGCUAAUCCGGCCCCCUCCCUGCCCCUCCUGGCUAUUAGUCUGGAAGGGGAGGAGGAGAAAGGGGAAGAGGGGGAGGUCCGAGAAACAGCCGAGGACGGAGGAGGCCAGAGAGACUGGAGAGGGAAGCCCGAGGAGCCCACUGAGGAGGAGAGGGGCUUCAACGUGGCCACUGAGGACAGGAGGAAGGAGGAAGAGGAGGAGGAGGAGGAGGAGGAAGAGGAGGAUGAGUUUGGGGUGUUCAUGCAGGCCGAGGGAGAGGCAGCCUGGAGCGAAGGGGUUAACAUGGCUGCCUCAGGGCCUUGUGGGAACACAGAGAGAAUCGCUGGAACCGGAGCGCCGCCGCGUCUGGGAUCAGCCUCCGGGGGGUGGAGCUGCCGCUGGACCCCCCCCCGCCCGGCCGACCACAGCUGGACGGCCUUCCCGCUGGACGCCCCCCACGCCGCUCCAGAUGUGGAGCAGUGGUGGCCCACCAGCGCCGCGGAGGCGGGGCCCGACGGGCUGCCGGCCAAUCAGAACCUGAGGUCUGUGUUCGCCGAGGCCUUCCCGCCCCCCCCCGGCCCGUCCUCCGGGGGCCCCCCCGACCCCCCGGACGUUCCCACCCUCAAGCAGCUCCUGAGGAGCGGAGCCGGCCAGGAUCAGGGGCUCUUGGACGGCUUCCAUGACUUGAACAAAAUGAUUGGCCAGAGAUACAGGCGAGCCAGCAGCGCGUCCCGUGACCUCCUGCUGAGGACGCUCCACCUGGAGGCGCCGCCCGCUGACAGCCGGGCGUCUCCCUGGACGGCCCCCCGCCCCCCCUCCCUGGGCCCCCCCUCCCCGGGCCCCCCCUCGGCCAGGCAGCACGCCGCCGCCGCUAAGCGCCGGCUGUCGUACGACCACAACCGGAACGUGACGGAGUGA